Messenger RNA from Drosophila miranda, 5503 nucleotides. RefSeq names its product muscarinic acetylcholine receptor DM1 (gene mAChR-A). The transcript has 5 exons. The record is from RefSeq and is a predicted model, not a curated record. Bases 890 to 3385 code for a protein of 831 amino acids. NCBI's taxonomy places the organism in Eukaryota, Metazoa, Arthropoda, Insecta, Diptera, Drosophilidae. Gene Ontology annotation, cellular component: plasma membrane; synapse; dendrite. Gene Ontology annotation, molecular function: G protein-coupled serotonin receptor activity; G protein-coupled acetylcholine receptor activity. Gene Ontology annotation, biological process: G protein-coupled receptor signaling pathway, coupled to cyclic nucleotide second messenger; chemical synaptic transmission; adenylate cyclase-inhibiting G protein-coupled acetylcholine receptor signaling pathway.
GCUUCAGUCCCGGACGAGAUUUGGAAACGUGCGCUUCAAAAGUUCUCUCCCAAAACUGGGAGUCGUCCCCGCAGCGGACGCGUGCAAAGAACGUUAAAAAAAGUUUUUGUUACAUGGCUUUAGUGAAAAUGCGAGCAAUAAUUAAAUAAAAUUAGGAAAAUAUUGUAAAUAAUAUAUAAGAAGAGCAAACAGAUUUUGCAGUGACAGUGGCAGUGGCGGUGGCGGUGGGCCUGACGUGUCAUUUUUUGUAUCGAGUGCGAGAGGAAAAAAUAAUAAACUUGAUUACAAUGUUAAAUGUGAAAACUUUGGGCACGCAAAGCGUCAGAGCGUAGACGCUGACGGCGACGCUGGCGCCGACGUCGCAGCUAGCAUUGUGUAUAAUAAAAUUGGCGAAAAAGCCCCCCGCAACCUCACCCACAACCCUCUUGUAACAGAGUGUGGCCGGCCCGGCAGCGGCAGCAGCAGCAGCUUCAGAAGCAGCGGCAGAAGCAGCCGAAACAACCAAAGAUGUGCGCGCACAAUACAAAAAAUUACAAAGCAUACUUUUGGGAGCGGCAAAUGGCCAAAAUCAACAGCGAUGCUGAGCGUGCGAAAUAAGCAAUAAGAAAGAAAGAGAGAGAGAGAGUGAGAGGGACAGAGAGACACACCAACAACAGGACGACGCUUUCAUCCGCAGAAAGAGAGGAGAGCGACAGCGGCAGCAGCAGCAGCGCAUGGCCAGUGGAAAAAUGGCCAACGCCUUGCGUGGGUGCAGCCAAAAGGAUAAGCAGAGGAUGAAAGCCAACUGAAACAGGGGACAAGGACACACAGCGAACGAGACAGCGAGAGAGAGAAGCGAAAAGGAAGUGUAAUCUUGAAAAGCUUUUGCUGAAAAUAUCACGUAUUCGCCAUGGAGCCGGUGAUGAGCCUUGCCCUGGCCGCCCAUGGCCCGCCCAGCAUACUUGAGCCUCUGUUUAAAACCGUAACUACGAGCACAACGACCACAUCGACGACGACGACCACAACCACAACGACGACUAGCAGUCCGGCGCACCUGUCGUCGACAGGCACCACCCUGCUGACGGCCCUCCUCGAAAAUCUGACCACGACAGCGGCCAGCGGACUGUACGAUCCGUACCCUUACGCCAACCAGACGAACGGCUCGAUGGUCUUCGAGACGAAGGGGCCGCGCUACUCGCUUGCCUCGAUGGUGGUCAUGGGCUUCGUAGCGGCGAUUCUGAGCACGGUGACGGUGGCGGGCAACGUCAUGGUGAUGAUCUCCUUCAAGAUCGACAAGCAGCUGCAGACGAUCAGCAACUACUUCCUCUUCUCACUGGCCAUCGCGGACUUUGCCAUCGGCGCCAUCUCGAUGCCGCUGUUCGCGGUUACCACCAUCCUGGGCUACUGGCCGCUAGGGCCGAUUGUCUGCGACACCUGGCUGGCCCUCGACUACCUGGCCUCGAACGCCUCAGUGCUGAACCUGCUGAUCAUCAGCUUCGAUCGCUACUUCAGCGUCACUCGGCCGCUCACGUACCGCGCCAAGCGCACCACCAACCGGGCGGCGGUGAUGAUCGGCGCCGCCUGGGGCAUCAGCCUACUGCUCUGGCCGCCCUGGAUCUACAGCUGGCCCUACAUCGAGGGCAAGCGCACGGUGCCCAAGGACGAGUGCUACAUCCAGUUCAUCGAGACGAACCAGUACAUCACCUUCGGCACAGCGCUCGCCGCCUUCUACUUCCCCGUCACGAUAAUGUGCUUCCUCUACUGGCGCAUUUGGCGCGAAACAAAGAAGCGGCAGAAGGACCUGCCCAAUCUGCAGGCGGGCAAGAAGGACUCCAGCAAGCGCUCGAACAGCAGUGACGAGAACACUGUGGUCAAUCAUGCAGGCGGCGGCCUGCUGGCCUUCGCCCAGUUGGGCGCCAACGAUCACGACACCUGGCGACGGCCGCGCUCCGAGAGCUCUGCGGAUGCGGAGAGUGUCUACAUGACCAAUAUGGUCCUCGAUUCCGGCUACCACGGCAUGCACUCGCGCAAGUCAAGCAUCAAAAGCACCAAUACAAUCAAAAAGCCGUACAACUGCUUCGGCAGCGUCAAGGAGUGGUGCAUUGCGUGGUGGCAUUCCGGGCGCGAGGACUCCGACGACUUUGCCUACGAGCAGGAGGAGCCUUCUGAUUUAGGGUAUGCAACACCAGUAACAAUUGAAACUCCUUUACAAAGCUCCGUCUCCAGAUGUACCUCGAUGAACGUGAUGCGGGACAACUACUCGAUGGGGGGCAGUACGAGCGGAGUACGGCCCCCCAGCAUUCUGCUGUCGGAUGUCUCGCCCACGCCCCUGGCCCGGCCCCCGAUGCCACUCAGCUCUAUCUCGCAGAUGCAGGAGCUGAAUGCCACCGGAAACAACAGUCAAAACAGCAGCAAUAGCGGUGCGGCGGCGAACGCGGGAGGAGCCAGUACAGGGAACGGAGCUGCCAUCGGCCUGGGCCUGGGCUUGGGCUUGGGAAUGGCCACGGCGAAUGGAACGGCCAGCUGCAGCAACACCAACGGCAAUGGAAACGUGAAUGCGAAUGGGAAUAGCGCUAAUACGGCGGUUCGUGACUCCCGCACGCUGCCCGUGAUCAAUCGCAUUAACUCCCGCUCCGUCAGCCAGGACUCGGUCUACACGAUACUCAUUCGCCUGCCCUCAGACGGAGCCUCAUCCAAUGCGGCAAUGAGCAGAGCAGGAGCAGCAGGAGGAGGAGGAGCAGGAGCAGGCUCAGCUGAAGCCGCUGCGGUAGGUGCAAGCGCAGUGGCAGUCGGCCAAGGCGAUUAUGCGCCCUCCAUCAAGAUGAUACAAGAGGAUGCGACGCCCUCGACACUGGCCAGCAGUGCUGCAGUCACCACCGUACCCCCUCUGGCCACCCGCCGGCCGUUGCCGUCGCGAGACUCCGAGUUUAGCCUUCCGCUGGGACGGCGCAUGUCACACGCCCAACACGAUGCCCGCCUGCUCAAUGCCAAGGUCAUUCCCAAGCAGCUGGGCAAGGCAGGGGCCGCCGGCGCAGCGGGUGGGGCUGCGGGGCAGCACGCCCUCAUGAAUGCCCGCAAUGCGGCGGCCAAGAAGAAAAAGAAGUCGCAGGAGAAGCGGCAGGAGACGAAGGCGGCCAAGACGCUGUCGGCCAUUCUGCUGAGCUUCAUCAUCACCUGGACGCCGUACAAUAUCCUGGUGCUGAUCAAGCCGCUGACCACCUGCUCGGACUGCAUUCCCGCCGAGCUGUGGGACUUCUUCUACGCGUUAUGCUACAUCAACUCGACCAUCAACCCCAUGUGCUAUGCCCUCUGCAACGCAUCCUUCCGGCGCACCUACAUCCGUAUCCUCACCUGCAAGUGGCACACCCGCAACCGCGAGGGCAUGGUGCGCGGCGUCUACAACUAGAUCUCACACACUACCCAUGCAUACACAUACAUACAUACUACAUACAUAUAUAUAAAUAUAUAUAUCUAGGCUAAGAUUCAGUUCGGAAAACUACGUAUAGUUGCAAUAAAUGUUGUGUGCUAAAGGAAGGAAGGAAGGACGGAAGGAUAUGUUUGGCAAGGAAACCAUAAAUAGGCUUAGUUAUUACCCAUUGACAAGCAGUACUGAUUUUUUGAUGUCUAGCCCCGGAUUAUAUACACGAAUAUAUAUGUAUAUGUAUACACCACUGCUUCGGGAGGGUUGCUAUGUAAGUUUGGCCACAGGCUUUCAAGAUCAAACGAUCCUUUAACGCCGGACUAUACUCCAGCAAUGUUCUCACCAAAGAUAUACCCAAGCUUCCUCAGGUUUAUGCCAUUAAGUUCAGCAACCCUCUCGACCCAUCGUGCUUAAGGCCCAAAAUCAUUUGAGCGAUGAUCAUGAUCAGAUCAGACACAAGAGAUGGAUCGUAUCGGAGCGGAUCGGAUUCCAUUUGUUAGGCGUUUAGGUAGGCACAAGCUCCAGGCAAAGAAUUUAAUACAAAUUUAAUUGAUUACGAUUUGGAAAACAUACAGUAUAUACACACGCAUACAUGCAUAUAUAUUAUUAUUAUUAUAAUUAUAUUAUAUAAUAUAUACCAGGCAAAUAUACCCAUGUGUAAGCUUUAGGUGUUGGAUGCAAGAAGUCAUCCUCCACAUACGAGUAUAGGAAAUGGGGAAAAACAAAACCAAAAAAGCUUUAAUACAAGUUCAAACUACGGAUACGGAUACGGAAACGGAAACGGAAAUGAAGUUGGUGGUUCCGCGGGGCUGGUUGCAUCGUUGGGUUCCCAUUUAGAUCAUAAUUUUUUUGAAAUGUUAGGGGGGACUAUAGCUGGGGGGAAAUGUGAUCGUACUGCUCGUUUUUUGAUAGGUUGAAGUCAGUUUUUAUAUAAAUGUGCAUAGAAAGCAAACCAAAAAUUUGUAUUGAACCAGUAGUACGUACGUACAUAUAUGUGUACAUAUAUAUGUAUAUGUAUAUGCAUUAAAUUACGAUUAUUACAAUGUAUGUUUUAAGAACGAAACCCACCAUAGUUCAAAAACUAAGAACAAAACAUUUUUGUAACUGAUAAGUAAUGAAAAAAAACCCAACAGCGAAAAGCGAAAUGUAACAAGAGUAAUGUAACCCAAAGCAAUAGACACGACCAGACAAGAGAUGCCUCCAGUCGAAGGUGCAUCAGGCGGGGAGAUGGAAUGAACUUAGUGCUUAUGAGAGCCCACAAGGUUGUGUCGACAUACAUAUAUACAUAUAAAGCUGGGAUUCCCUCGACUGGAGGAACAUAUCUUGCUGCGGCAUGCCCGAAUCGAUCGACAUAGUUCUUAACUCCGAAGUAUCUUCGAAAUGCACCAAAUCAAGUAACUCCAACUAAAAUUGCAAGCAUAUUAAAAGCAUAUGAGAGAAUAAAAUACAAAAAUAGAAAAAUACAGUCUAACCAAAAGAUAAUCGGUACGCCCGGAUCGAAACCCUUUUUAUGAGUGUGUAGCUAACUAAUCGAAACGAUCUAACAAAUUGUCGGAGGCCUCUGGAGGCAAAAUCAAGCUGAAAUCAAAGCAACAUUUGUAGUCUCUGCGGCACAAGACGUGCGUAUUUAUACCUAACGAUACGAUACGAUAUAUUAUACUAUAUACAUACAUACGAGUAUAGCUAUAUAUAAAUAUGGAGUUUAGCCUGGCAACCAAACCAAGUAAACCAACUACAAACCCAAAAGACAUGAUUUACAACCACACGCACAUCCAAAUGAAGCAUAUGUAGUACGAUUAACGUAUAUCUCAGCAAAACCAAAACACCAAUCGAGCAAACCAACCUAAUACGAGUAUAUAUACAUAAAUACAUACAUAUAGAUAACCUUUUGACUACGACGAACAGAUUGAAGUACAUACAAAUAUAUAGUAAGAGGAUUACAGUACGAGUAGGACGCGUUUUGAUGAUGAGAUUGGAGGGGAGUGGAGUGAAGUGAAGUGGAGGUUUAAUUGCAUACAAUCUAAUUGUUUGGAAAUACACUAUGAUAUAUAGUAAUACAUAUAUGAAUUAAAGCUAACAAUUAAAUAUGUGAAUGAAAAGCAG